UGAUGAUAGACUCGUUGGCUGCUUCUGGAUCAGCUCCCCUCUCGCAUCGUGGGCGUUUCGGGUCAACUUUUAUGGAUUGAUCGAUGAGACAAAUAUAGUUUUAUGAUGGGAAUGAUGAUUGUUGAGUGUGCAACUCUUGGUGCCGUCCAAUGUAGACAAAUGACCUUGUGCAGAGAGCUUCUUAAUCUGAGUCAUGACUCCUAUCAGCCAAUGAACCACCGAUGCGCCUACGAUUUUGUGACUACGGAGAAAGACAUCGGUGGACAUGCUGACGCAUACAUAUCCAGGAGCAUGUCAUGGCAUGUCGAGGGACUGACUUUGUUGGAAGGAACAUAAAAGGACCGUCAAUACCUGGAUAUAGUUCUGCCUACUCUGUCUUAUCGACAAGGUAUUGAC
Aspergillus eucalypticola CBS 122712 is the source of this 396-nucleotide messenger RNA. RefSeq lists its product as uncharacterized. The transcript has a single exon. Lineage: Eukaryota; Fungi; Ascomycota; Eurotiomycetes; Eurotiales; Aspergillaceae. The record is from RefSeq and is a predicted model, not a curated record. The coding region runs from base 103 to 336 and encodes 77 amino acids.